Messenger RNA from Anolis carolinensis (green anole), 4489 nucleotides. RefSeq names its product CD34 molecule (gene cd34). The record is from RefSeq and is a predicted model, not a curated record. The coding region runs from base 208 to 1296 and encodes 362 amino acids. Gene Ontology annotation, biological process: cell-matrix adhesion. The transcript is spliced from 8 exons. Gene Ontology annotation, cellular component: membrane. Lineage: Eukaryota; Metazoa; Chordata; Lepidosauria; Squamata; Anolidae.
CUAAAAACUCCACCUUCCAAUCUUGAGCCACAAACACGUAUUUUAGAAGGGAAUCCUAUCCCACAAUGUACUGACCUCAAGAGGCUUUGAGCUAAAAGGAAGUAACACUGGAGCUUCAACAGCACUGCAGAAAAACUAACAGGCAAGAGGCACUCAGAAAGACAUUCAGCUUGAUCAUAGGCACUCCUAAAGAGUUCACCACUGGGGAUGAUGUUACUGUGCACUUUUCAAGCAAUGAAGAAGAGGCAGCUUUUCUGGACAGCAUUUUGUGUGUUGAGCCUGCUGGAAAAUCAUGUUUCUGCAGAUGAAACAACAACUUCGGGAAAAGUUUCACCAGUUCCGACUACCACUGUGAAAGCCACUACCAACACAAAGAUGCUAACUGGAAUUGCCACUACAGCUAAAGUUUUAACAACAGCAGUACCUCCAGUACCAGAAAAUUCAACCUCAGAAGACACAGCACCCAAGAACACCAGCAGCACCCAUAUUCCACCUGUAUCAACAGUUUCAAUGCCACAGAUAUCUCCAACACAAGGGAAUGAAUCACAUGCUGCCAGAAAUGAGACUACUGAAACUCUGACUACAGUAAAAUCUUUGACAUCUAGUUCUAAUCUGCAGACAAAAACUGAGGUCACUACAUCAUCUAACACAAUCAGAGCUAAGGACAGUCAAGUGCAGUUCACAUGUAUGAACAUCAAGGAAGUAAAAAGUACAAACGUCAUCUGCUUGGAGCUCAAUGGAUCUUCCACAUGUGAACAGUUUAUAGACCAGAAAAGCAAACACCUGGGAAAGGUGCUUUGUGCAGCAAAUGAUACGUGCCACAUCAAACUGACAAAAUCUGCUCUGAAUAGCAAGUGCAUACUUUUGGUUGGUGUUAAUGAUAAAGGCACAGAUGCUUUGGAUACUGUUAUUGCAGACAAGAGGCGUGAUUUGCAAGAGGUAGGGAUAACAACCCAUAAACAAGAGGACAUUGAGAGUCACAAGGACUAUUCUCGGAAGACACUUAUUGCCUUGGUCACGUCUGGUCUGUUGCUGGCAUUUCUGGGAUUGGCUGGAUACCAUCUUAUGAAACGACGGAGCUGGAGCCCCAUGGGAGAGAGGCUGGGCGAAGACCCUUAUUACACUGAAAAUGGUAGCCAUGGCACUCCUGCAAUCUCUGUGGCUUCUCAUGAACAGUCCAACUUGCAGGAAAAGCCAAAUCUCAAUGGAGGGGCUCGGGAAAAUGGGACUGGCCAGCCAGCUUCCAAAAAUGGACAUUCAACCAAACCGCACGUUGUUGCAGACACCGAGCUGUGAAAAGUCUUGUAAAUGUAGCCUGAAAGACCAGAGUGGAAAAAUCAAAGAAUAAGGGGGCACAGAUGUCACGAACAGAUUCAUAAUCAUUUUAUUUUCUACAAAGAGCUCAAAAAUCCCACUCUAAGGCAUAUGUUUUCCAAGAGCUGCCAGACAACUUUGAUGUAUGCUUUUGUUUGCUUAGCAAGCUACUUGAAUGGGAUUGAGCAUGUUCUUAAUUCUUUUAGGGGGUGGGUAUCUCUGUCUCAGACCAAAAUGAAAUGCAAUGUUCCCCAAACGGAAUUACAUGAAAUAGUAGAGUAGAUUUAUCUUUUGUUUGUUGGUUUGUGUUAUAAACUUGCUUGCUUGCUAGCUCCAAUGCUCUUUCAGCAACGUCUAAGCAUCCCUGAUGUUACCAAAUAACACGAUAUUGAUGCAGGUCAGUGAUCCCAACUAAGUCCCAAUUCAUGUAUAAUUCAAUCAGGUCUGUAAAUGCUAAAAUAUAUGACCAUAUUCUGACUUGUCCCAUGCUAGUUCAAGUAACAUUUUCAAGUUUUCAUGAUACAAGAAUUGCCAUUUGUGUGCAUUUAUUAGAUAUAUUAGACUAGCGCACAAUGCAAAAAUUAUUGAAAUAAGUGAAAUUAUUGAAAAAGAAAUUAAGCUUGCUUGAUCUCAGGAGGUCCACCAAUGCUGUUUGGGGAGACUGGGGUGGAGGUAAAGUUUCCUCUUGUCAUUCUUAAAUGCAACUCAAACUUGCUUUUUGUGUUGCCUUUUCUGUAACCCCAUCACAUCUGCAUCACAUUCAUAAGCCUUCUAAAUUACCAUUUAGCAAUCCCUGAACAAUAGAUUCGAUUUUAGACCAGCUUUUGCACAGCAAAACAAGGUGGACUUUCAUUUAACAACGUUAUUGAAUAAUGGAAGGGAUGCUUCCAUAAACAACAUGGAACUGCAGUGAGCAACUGGCCAGAAACUACUAUGAUUGCUCAUUUACUCUGACAGUUCAGGCUUUCUCCCUAAGGAUUUUGUUUGCAAUUCAUUGUUUAUAUAAAAACAAGCAGUGAAAAACACUGAUCUGCAGCAACUGUUGGAUAUAUUGCAAACUUCAAUCCAGAUGAAAUUUGUUUAUUAAAAUCAGUAGACAAAUUAGUCAGUCAUUCUUAAAUCAAUUGGGUUGUUAGUCUCCGAAAACGGCAGUCCUAUAACUACUUACCUGGUACUUGAACUCCCUGGGGCUUACUUCUUGGUAGACAUUUAUAGGAUUGUGCUGUAAAUAAAAUAAACUUUCUUUAGAUUAAAGUGUUUGAAUUUCCAUCAGAAUGUUAAAAAAUAACCUUAGUUUUUGAACUAAAGUAUGUCUGGUAUUUCAGUUUCUACGGAUCAGUUGAACUGCAUAUAUCCGUUGUCCCAUUUCUUUUUCAAAUCCUAGGAAGCAUGUUCCACACCCCACCGUUCAAGACCAACCUAGGAUUUAUUGUUUCAUAAUGCAGUACACAAAUAGGAGUGGACUUCAAAAUGAAUUAUCAUAGAAUCACAGGCCACAAGGGCCCUCUAAUCUUGCCCCGACCAUGCAGGAAUGAAUAACAAAGCAAUGAUAAAGGGUCUAUGGAUUAGUGGUGCAAAAAAGGAAUGUGUCUGCCUAUGUGCCUUCAAAUUGCCUGUUGAUAUGAAUUUUUUAUGGGUUUUUUUGGGGCGAGGAAUACUUAGAGACAGUUUGCCAAUUCCUUCCUCUGAAAAGAGGAAUAGAGGAUAUCUCAAUACUGCUCAGUGGUACACCUAAUACUGAGGAACUGAUUAUGUUUUUACAUCCCUGUUUGUGUGGAUAAAUGUGAGAUAAUAGUGGAUCUUUCAAGCAAAGAAAUCCAAUUUACAAAGCAGAAGCUGAACAACUUGUCCUGCACCCACUUACUCAAACAUGGUCUAAGACAGAAAAGUUUAAUCUUUGUAAAACUUACUGAAAUAGAUUUACUUAUAAUUAUUGUUCAUAACCAAUGGUAUGAUUCAAUGGAAGUGAAAGAGAGAAGAACAAAAUUGAUACAAGUUAGAGUGAUGCAAGAAGAGCACCCUAGGUAUGGAUGGCAGUCAAGGCACUCACAAGAGAAGUCUUUAAUGCUAGGUUACUACACUACAGCAAAGGUAUGACUAAAGAAAACAUGGGCAAACAUCUAGUCCAAUGCCCCCUGAAACCCCACUUCUUCAGUUCACGAAUAGUCUACAAGCAUCCUGUUCCAGUUCAAGCCGGCUCAGGUUAUCAGUCUCUUCUCAGGCUAGACCUCCCAAUGUUAUGCAUCCUUAACCUUGGGAUGAAUUAUGGCAUAAGAAUGCUCUGGUGUCUUAGCGGCACUAGAAAGACUCCAUGACACUCUAGCACAGAAAGUCAGUAAACAUGCAGUAACAGUUAGUACAGGCAUGCAAAGUUUGCUAAUUUUAACAAUUCUCCUCAAUUCAUUACCAGUUAUUAUCCAUGAUUUAUCAAAGAUCUGUAGCUUUUCCUUAGUGUAGGUAUUGCAACACUCUUGACCCAAGAUCUAGAACAACGGUGGGAAACAUUUGAGUUCCAUGUGUCCCUGAGGCCAUUUUUGUAGCCUCGGGCCUUUAUUUUGCUUUUUUUCCCUUAUUUUGUCUUCUCAAAAUGCCCCAAAAUAGUGAUGGGCAGUGCAUUUCCAUUACUCUUGGGGACUCUAUGGGACCUUAGGUGGGGGGAAGUCCACCACAUUUCGACUCAGAAUUUAUUUAUUUUUCUCACUUCCUGGGGUUAAAAUGGCCGAAAAUGAUUCAGAAAGUCCCAACCAGGAUAAACAAAACACCUGUGUGUCAUUUGAAGGCAGCAAAAUUUGUGGGGUUCUUUGGCAGGUGUUGCAUGAUUUGUGGUCCCCAUGAAGGGAGUGGGGAAGACUUAGUCUUUCUCCAAGCCCUUCCACACAGCCAUAUAACCCAGAAUAUCAAGGCAGAAUAACCCACAAUAUCUGCUUUGAAUUGGGUUAUCUGAGUUCUCACUGCCAUAUAUCCCAGUUCAAAGCAGAUAUUGUGGGAUCUUAUUCAGCUGUGUGGAAGGGGCCACAAUUGCCUUCUCUGAUCUAGAAGCACCUAGCUUAGAUCAACAGGUUUAAGAGGCAGCUAUAAUGCAAUUUUCAAUUAUGAACCUUGUUUUUCCUAUCCACGUUUCUGAUUUCAAAACUACAAUCUAGUAAAGCUAACUGAAAGUCGCUGUUUUAAAUGA